Molecule: messenger RNA, 3633 nt
Organism: Eublepharis macularius
Lineage: Eukaryota; Metazoa; Chordata; Lepidosauria; Squamata; Eublepharidae
Exons: 14
Coding region: 268-3207 (979 amino acids)
Molecular function (GO): protein binding; zinc ion binding
Source: RefSeq, a predicted model, not a curated record
UGAACUUGUUCCAUGGCUGUAGGGGUUUAAUAAAUGCUUAGUAUUAUAGUAUUUCAGGCAUUCUUGUACCCGUGCAGGCUUGUAUCUUUGUGCGAAUCCACAGUGCCUUAAUCUUUAACUCAAAGCUGAAAACGCCUGUGUAUGGGAAAUGUUUGUUUGGAAAAAGGACUUAGCUGGUGAAGGGCCGCCCUUUCCCCUAGGGCAUGUAACUUUACACUGGGCCAAAGGAAACCAACCCUGUUCCGUUUCUCCUAGACUGGCUUCAUCAUGGUCUCACAGGAGGCAGCCGCAAAACUUCAAGAAGAGCUUUCUUGCUCCAUCUGCUUGGAGACUUUCAGUGACCCGGUGUCAAUUCAUUGCGGACACAACUUUUGCCGAGCCUGCAUCACCAACUACUGGAGUAUCGGGAAGAAUAAAACUUUCUCCUGCCCACGCUGCAGAGAAACCAGCCGUAAAAAAAUUGUGAAGCCAAACUUGGAGCUGAAGAACAUUGUGGAAAUCGCCCCCAUGCUGCAUAUAAAGGUAGCCAAAGACGGAGGGAAGGUGACCUGUAAGAAGCAUCAAGAGCCCCUAAAACUCUUCUGUAAGGAUGAUCAAACUCUUAUCUGCGUGGUGUGCGACAAAUCUAAAGAGCAUCAGAAUCAUGUUGUGCUUCCUCUGGAGGAGGCUGCUCAGGAUUACCAGAAACAAAUCCAAGAACAGUUAAAGUAUAUGAGGCAAGAAAAAGAACAACUCUUGGCAUUUAAGGCAAUUGGCACAGCAAAGAACAAGGAAUCUUGGAUAAAGAUAAAAUCAGAGAUGCAGAAAGCAGAAUCUGUCUUUCAGCAGGCACACGAGUUUCUUAAUGAACAAAAGCAAUUCCUGUUGGCCCAGUGGGAAUCGCUGGAGUCAGCAGCAGAGAAGAGGAACAAAGAACUCACCAGCAAGCUCUCAGAAAACGUUUCCUGCUUGGACAGCCUCAUCACUGAAGCAGAAGGAAGAAGCCAGAGGCCAGCUGCUGAGUUUUUACAAAAUGUGAAGAGCACAUUGACAAGAUGCAAGAAAAGAAAGUUCCAGGAGCUGAUAGAAACAUCUUCGGAACUAGAAGAAAGUAUCGACUCUUUGAUUAGAAAAAAUGUUGUCAUUGAGGAAAUUCUGCAGAAAAUCAAAGAUACUCUGCCAUCUUAUGUGGAAAAAGAUCAGUGGAAAUCUUCAGCAGUUCUUGAAACAAAAAAAGAAGAGGCAAGGAAAAGGAAAAUGGUCAGGCAUAUGACCGUCCCUGUAAGAAAUAUGAAUGUCCAGCAAUUCAAGAAGGUGGCAGCGUGUUCUACUACUUCUUCUGAUGGUGGCUCGGGCAGCAGGAUGUCUUCCCCAGGUCCCUCAAGGUCUGAUAAAAGGCCUCUGAUGGGAGAAGAAUACUUCCUUGUGUCACAACAAGAGGCUCUGUGGAGAAAGGGAGUAAGAACCCUGAACAGCGGCCAAUUGGAGCUAGAGCGAUCAUUGGUCAGAUUCAGCUCUGCCUUGCCAAGGAAGUGGAAAUUCUUGUUCGUCAAUCCCAUUUUCUCAUUACAGCGUGCAGGAAUCUGCUGCCUGAAGACUGAUGUCAUCUCAACCAAUCAGAGCCUGGGCCAAUCUGUGGCAUAUCCAGGCAGAGAAUGGAAAACGAAACUUGACGUCCGGCUCCGGGCAAAGAGAAUCAUGGAUGCAAACAGCCUCUUGGGAAGUCUCAGAAAGGAAGCUUCGUGCUCCAUCUGCCUAGGCUAUUUCCAAGAUUCCGUCUCCAUCCACUGUGGGCACAAUUUCUGCCGAGCCUGCAUCACUCAGUGCUGGGGGGAAGCGGAGAGAAAUGUAUCCUGCCCUCAGUGUGGAGAAAGCAGCCAGCUAAGGAGUUUCACAGACAACCAGCCUCUGGCAAGAAUUGCCGAAAUAGUCAAAUGUUUCCAUCAAGAAGCCGUCGACGUGCUGGAAGGGCGGAGAAUGUGCGAAAGGCACCAGGAACUCCUGAACAUUUUCUGUAAAGAUGAUAAAAUCCCCAUCUGCCUGGUGUGUGAUAUAUCCAAGGAGCAUCGGCAUCACGCCGUGAUCCCUAUGGAAGAGGCUGUUGACGAUUACAAGGAACAAUUUCAAAAGGAACUGAAGACCUUGAAGCAAAGGAGAGGAAAACUCCAGGCAUUAAAAUCAGCCGAAGAAAGAAGAAGCAGAACAUUUCUAGUAAGCCAGUCUGAAAGGUUAGGCAAUGAAGGGGAAAGGGUUGUGUCUGAAUUUGAGCAGCUCCAUCAGUUCCUAGAAGAUCAAGAACAAAUUCUGCUUGCCAAGCUGGAACAACUAGAGAAUGAAGUAAUAAAGGAGAAAAUGACAAUCACUUCCAAAUUGUCAAAGGAGAUUUCAAACCUGAGUGACCUCAUCAGUGAGAUAGAAGAGAAGUGUAAGCAGCCAAUGAAUGAAUUCUUGCAGGAUAUCAAGAACACCUUAAACAGGUGUGAAAAUCAAAUCCAGCAGCCAGUGGAACAUUCUCCUGACCUGGAGAAGAAGUUGGAUGUUUUUUCUGAGGAAAGCAAGCAUCUAGAAAAGAUCAGAAAGAAAUUGAAAGAUGCUCUGUCAUCGGAAUUGGAAAGCACAUCUUUGUUAAAACAUGUCCUGGGAAUCCAGAAAGGCAGGACAAAAUUAUUUGAACUGCCCUAUGCUGAGGUUGUGAAAAAAACAGGCAGAAGAGUGAACGUGACACUGGAUCCAGAUACUGCAAACCCAUUCCUUGUCCUCUCUGCAGACCAGAAGAGUGUACGACUGGGAGAUGAAUGGCAGGAUGUACCUGACAACGCUAAGAGAUUUGAUACUUAUCCCUGUGUGCUGGGCUGUGAGGGAUUCACAUCAGGGAGAUACUACUGGGAAGUUGAAGUGGGAAGUGGGAGGUACUGGGCUGUGGGCUUCGCCAAAGAAUCUGUGAGGAGAAAAGGAGAAAUCAUCCCUAGCCCUGAGGAGCAUAUCUGGGCACUACAACAAUACGGAGAUUACUUUGAGGCUCUUACUUACCCUGUGACCACCCUGUCCCUAAGCAGCUGGCCCCGGAGGGUCCAGGUAUUUCUGGACUAUGAAGAGGAUCGUGUGGCCUUUUUUGAUGCGGAUACAGCAGCUUUGAUCUAUGUUUUUUCACCUGCUACUUUCAGUCAGGAGAGAAUCCUCCCUUGGCUCUGGGUAUGGCCGGGAACUGAGCUGAGACUUUACCACUAAGAUUGUAUCCUGGAACACUGAAUUAAUUACAGUGAACUGGAGACACACAUUUGCACAAAUGACUUUUCUGCCCUUUGCCAGAUUCAGUUUCUGUGACAAUGGAGUCUUAUAGGAAAGAGCAAUCCUAAGCAGGUCUCUUCAUCAGAUCUAUUCAGUGGGGGGCUAAGGCAGGACAUAUAUUAUACUGUGGAACAAUGCUCACAUCCUCUGAAGAUAAACUCAGAAUAUUGUGCCAAAUUAUGCUAAUAUAUUACAUUAUGACAUUAUGCAAAUACAAGGCCAUAGACAUUGUAUGCCAGUUUCUAGUUGUGUACAUUUUGAACAAUAUUUUUUUCAAAAGCCAGAGUUAAGGGCAUGUAUCAUUCAUGUUGAGUUUGACUGUUACAUAGGAAAGACAUUAAAGCGAAGAUUUAUAUACAGUAAAGG